Messenger RNA from Striga asiatica, 1674 nucleotides. Lineage: Eukaryota; Viridiplantae; Streptophyta; Magnoliopsida; Lamiales; Orobanchaceae. The record is from the annotation of a GenBank genome assembly.
CCCUAAUCCUAAGCAUACAGGCAGAAUACAUACUACACACAAAAAAAAAGAAAAAGAACCCCGUCGGUCUCCUCCUCUCCCUACUCUCUUCAACAAUUCCUUCGUCGUCCCCAAAUCUUCCGCCGCCGGCGCGCCGCUCCUUCUCCCUAAAUCGCCCCAACCUGAAUCAUCCCCCAAUUACCAAAUCGUCUUCUCCGGUUCAAGUAGCUGCGUCUGCGACUCCUUGUUGCCGGUCGUCGAUUCGUCAGUCGAGGGCUGAGCUUGGAGGUUUUGGCCGGGCACACGGUUGUUCACCAUCAAGGGAGAAAGUCUUCUCCCAAUUUUUCGUCUCUCCCAAAAUCUAAGUUCCAUUAUCAAGGUAUAAUCAAUAAAAUUCCAGUAUGGAUUCUGAAGUCGACCAUUAUAGUGUUCUGGGAUUGCCGUCUGGCGAGGAAGGUUCCAAGCUUACCGAUCAAGAGAUCAACAAAGCCUACCGAUCCAAGGCCCGCGAGCUGCAUCCCGACAAGAGGCGUGACGACCCUAAUGCGCACGCCAAUUUUCUAAAGCUCCAGACUUCGUAUGAAGUCCUCAAGGACGAAAAGGCCCGUAAAUUGUUCGACGACCUACUCAGAGUGAAAAGAGAAAAGCUCAAACGUCAGGGGCAACAAGAUUCCAAGCGCCGGAAGAUGAUGUCAGAUCUCGAGGAAAGGGAGAGGUCUGCUUUCGCCGUGGACCCCACAGUGAGAGCUCGGGAGGAAGAGGAGAUGAUAUCCCGAAAGCUGAAGGAUGAGAUCAAUAGAAUUCGAGCAAUGCACAAGAAGACUAUGCCGGAUGAUGCAAAGCCUUUUGGGGGAGAUUUGAGAGAAAAGGGAAAAGAAGGAGGUGAUGGUAGGGGUGUGGCAUUGGAUAAGGAGAAGGUUCUUAAAGUGUCGUGGGAGAAGGUUGGAAAAGAGUACACGGCUCAGGGGCUUAGGGAAAUUUUCGAGGAAUUUGGUGGUGUGGAAGAUGUGGUCAUCAAGAGCUCCAAGAAGAAAGGGUCGGCUCUUGUGGUGAUGGCGUCCAAGGAUGGUGCCGUUGCUGCUAUUGGGAAUGUGUUGGGUAAUCUUUCGAAUCCUUUGUUAGUUUUGCCUCUACAACCGGCAGCAUCACCAGUCGUUUUUAGUGCGGAUAAAAAUGAGGCCGAUGGCCCAAAACUGAGCAAUCUUGUUGGUGCUGGAUAUCAGGCACGCGAAGAUUCGAUUCUCGAGAAAAUGAGAAAGGCUGCACAGAGGCAGAAGUGACACCUGAGAUGAAUAGUUCUGACAACAGGUAGCAAUUCGGAAAAAUUGUAUACAUUACAGUAGCCAUCGAUCGAAAGUGUUGGGUUUGCCUAUGACAAUCAUAGGGUUCUUCAUAUUUUGUCACAAGUCAUAACACUUUCAUUUCAUGUUUGUAAGGAUAGCAAUACUUUUGCAGUAAUUCAAUGCCGGAGGGAUAUGAUAUUUCCAGAAUGAGUAUAUUUCUGCUGUUAAGCUCUUGAAAUUAGCAGCCGUAUGUAUAAUUGGUGUAUCAUAUCAUAUACAAUCAUAUAAAUAUUUAACGAGACAGAUUUAUACACAGAUUUGUUAUUGGGAAUUGAGAGCUGAAUUGCAUCUUCGUGGUAUGUAGUGCAACUGUUGCAGAUUAUAUUGAUUACUAGCACAUUAUGUCUUAGCA